Porites evermanni is the source of this 2617-nucleotide messenger RNA. The record is from the annotation of a GenBank genome assembly. Lineage: Eukaryota; Metazoa; Cnidaria; Anthozoa; Scleractinia; Poritidae.
AUGUCUUCCACGAAAGAAAACAAAACCUGCUUUGUAGUACACAAUUCGCCGGAUUUUGUAACGGGGAUCUUUAUCACGCUCUCAGUUACUGGAAUAUUAACAGCGAUUUUGGGAAACUCUCUGAUAUUUCUUGCCGUGUACAAAACAUACUCACUCAGAACUCCAUCUAACUACCUACUUGCUAGUCUGUCCUUAGCAAGUCUACUGUUCGUCCCGGUUCUGGCGAGUUACACUGUUUCGCUAACAAUGAGCGAAUGCCAUGCAAUAAUGCCAAUUUUGUGUUCAUGGACUUCAAAAGUGGAUUUUGCAUUAUUCUGUGUUGUCAUGGCUCAUGUGGCUAUGAUCUCCUUGGAUCGACUUGUAGCUAUCAAAAGACCAAUGAGGUAUGUUUUUAAAACAAUUUCAAGCUCUGCUAUUCAAUCACAGAAUGAAAAUUUUAAAACCUUAACCUUUCUGUUCUUCAAGUUUGUGAAACCGAUCAAAUAUAAUUGUAUGAAACUCUCAUGCAGUUCUUCCCGGUCCUUGACAGCUUUUCAAGAAUUUAUCAAAUGUAAUUGGAAGCGAACCUUCUUUGUCUGCUUUAUUUCGAUUUAUGCCGCUGUUGCUUAAGGGGCUCCCACGUUAUAUCACAAGUUAUUUUCUGCGACUUCUAUCAUUUCCAUGAAACUUCUAUUAUUUGUUAAUUAAUACUUUGUAAGUUCGAUGGCAUUUCAUGUGUUUUUGUCCUCGAUUAGAAAGAACUGCUUAUAUAAGCUUUAACAGCAGGUGCAAUAUAAGGGAUGCACCAUCGUUGCCAAUAAUAAGAAGAGAUAAUAUAUAAAAAAUACAUGAUAUUAAAAAAUGUGCACUUAUAUUCAAGACAGUUACUGUUUUGGCAGUCCGCAAAAAUUCAAUAUUAUUCAAAUGUCUAAGAGAAGAUGAAACAUGAGGUACGUUCUUUUUCAUCUCCAUGUCAGCAGCUGCUUCCAAAUACAUGACGUCACAUGACGUCACGGCAGCCAUAGUGAUGUUCCAAAACAAUGAAACGGUGGCCAACCAAUCCUCUGGGAUUUCAACUCUUUACCUUUGUAAUUGUUUUCUUUUGUUCCAAUAAAUUUGCACAGACGAUGGUCACGUGAGUGAAAACGCUCUAUACCUGAUUCAAUAAAGAUUGCUUUGGGCAUUGACAAUUGGGUACCUUGGAGCUGUUGUUUGGCAGUCACUCACUGUUCCGUAUGCCUAUAAAUGCCCAAGGCCCAAUUGCCAAAGCAGCCUUUACUGAAUUGGGUGUAAAAGAACUAUAAAGAAACGGCUUUCUAGAAUAGACCUUUUUACCGAUACGGCGGCCUUAUUGAAUUGAUUCGAUUUAAGGAGUAUUAUAGGAUGUCCAGGGGGCAUGAGCUCAUUUCGUUUGUAUUUUCGAGCGCUUUUCGGGACAUUUUUUCUUAAAGUUUUCUUAGAACAAGAUUGUAACAUGGGAAAAGAGAUCGUUGUGCCGUGUUUGGAUGUAAUAAUGAUCGCCUUUUUCUAGUUUAGUAUUAGAAAUAUGGUCUUUCACUGUAUAUUUCUCGGGAAAAAAUCAUCACCAUCUUCAGGAGCCGAUUUCACCGUCAUCAUCAUGAUCAUUUUUUUAAACAUUUUUAGUCCUAGUCCCAAAGAGAAUUGAAACCCAUAGUUCCCCACUACAUUACGUGCAACUAGAUUCCUCACUAGAUCAACUUGAGUAGGUAAGAUAGUUAAGUAGUGAAACAGACAACUGGUGAUAGAAGAGGUAGAUGAGGGAGAUAGCUGUGAGUUUUUCGGGUGUAGCUGAAUGUGCUUAUCACAAGUUCUUGUCCUGUUGUUAUUAGUCUACCCAUGGAGAUUAAAACUGUUAACGAUGACUUUAAUUCUGAAAAACAUUUUUCUCACCUGCAGAUACUCAACAAUGAUGACAAAGAGGAGGACCCUAGUUAUAAUAACAAUAGUUUGGAUUGCUGGCGGAAUUGGAGGAGCUAUUCCAGGCUUUUUUCGUCUCAUUCUUCGAAAACAAGGCAGACCACUACUUCAACUGAUGUAUGGUUGCAUUCAAAAUAACGUAAUCCCUACUCAACGUCAAUUAAAAUCCAUAAUUCCUCACUUUCUCUUCUUGAUGUCGUUAACAGUCCUUUUACCAAGCGGUAUUAUGCUCUUCACGCAUGCGUGGAUUUUUACCAUCUCUCGCAGUCAGGUCCGAAGAAUCCGCGUGCUGGAAGACGCCGUAUCAAAACGACGGUCUAGUGAAAUGCGCGCCGCUAAGACGGUGGCAGUCACCGUGUUUUCAGCAUUAGCGUGUUUUACUCCUCUGGUUGUUGUAAAUUUCAUCACAGCAUUAGAUCCACCAAGUGGGAAGAAGUUAACUCCCACUCAAAUCAACAUCAAGUAUGUUCUUUUUCCGAGUCUCAAGAUUUUGUAUCUGUUGGCGGUAACUUUAAACCCUUUUAUUUGUGCUUUAAAAACCAGACCCUUUAAAGAGACGUUCAAGAAGUAUUUGAAACCUUUGCAAAUGAGACAAGGCGUUUCUUUACCUACUACAUUAAACCACUCCGGGGCCAAGAACAUCGAAUUAGCAACAACAAAAAACCGGAACAUUGAGAUUGCGAGAUCAACGGUUUUGUGA